GUCUCAGCAGCCAGCCGCUGCUGGUCCUUCUCCGGUUGGUCUUGCGGGCCGCCGCGGCCCCGGGGGCUUCCCCGUCGUUUCGAGUCGGGCUGAUACAAAGUUGCGCCAAAGUUGGCCUGCCGGUGGUGUCCCGCCCAUUAGAGCCAGGCCUCUGCAAACCAUAGCCAGAAAUAGUGAGGCCGUCCCGGCUCCCCCCUUGCCACCAACACGCCGGGCUGUCACCGUGCCCCUUGCCAGCUUACUCAGGGCCGGUCGUGUGUCACCGCGUCCCUGGCCUGCCUGGUGCUCCUCGCAUGCUUAAUGUCACCGUUUCACUAGCCCUGGGGUGUUACCGUACUCCUGACCCGUUUAGUGCUACUGCCCUGCCAUGUGUCACCAUGUCCCUUGCCAUCCCUCCUCCUCCCCACGGUACUCAUGACCAGCUGUGCUGUUAUGCCCCUUGGUUUAGCAGGUGAUCCUGGCCUGCCGGAUGCCGAUGUUAGCUCGGCUUCGACUGCUGGGUGGCACUGUGUUUUUGCCCCUUACUUGCUGGUAACUGUUCACUGGCAUUCCUCAGCCUUGACAGGGUUUACGCUGUGUUACACCAAAGUUGGUGCGGCAACUAUUCCCAGCCAGGCAGAGCUAAUACAGAACCGAACUAGUGGAGUGUGGCUAUCUUGGUAUACCAACUUCUAGCAUGCAAUUUGCCUGGUGUUCUGUGAACCAUGGUAAUGGAAUGUGAGAUGCAUGUUCUCAGUGUAUUGAUUUAUGUGCUGCUUGGGCCAUGAUUCUUGACGAUACACCCUUGUUUGACCCCACCUUGUUGAGUGAGCUGGACUGGAAUCAAAAUAUGGUGAAAUUCUCGCCUGAGAUUUCCCCAGUGAGCCCAGGGGAUGGACUCAUUCUGAGGCCUCUCUGUACUGCAGACUUCAACAGAGGCUUUUUCAAGGUACUUGCACAGUUAACGAAAGUAGGUGAUGUUGAAGCUGAACAAUUCAUAAAAAAGUUUGAACACAUGAAGCAAACUGGAGAUUACUAUAAUAUUGUUGUUGAAGACACUCAUGUCGGACAGGUCAUUGCUACAGCAACAUUAAUAAUUGAACAUAAAUUUAUACAUACCUGUGCAAAGCGAGGGAGAAUAGAAGAAGUUGUUGUUAGUGAUGAACACAGAGGAAAGCAGCUGGGAAAAUUGUUAGUUGCAGCCCUUACACUUCUCAGCAAGAAACUCAACUGCUACAAAAUUACUUUAGAAUGUCUACCAAAGAACAAAGCCUUCUAUCAAAAAUUCGGUUUUAAAGUUACAGAAGAGCUUUACAUGCAAUGCAGAUUUUUUGACUGAUAUUUGCUGAAUGAGAUUUGUAUUUCUAGGAGGAUUUUUUUUUUGGGGGGGGAAUCUAAUUAUAAAGUUUAUUUAGUACUGGCAAGAUGUGUAGUAUAUUCCAAUACAAUUAGCAAUGUUUACCUGUUUCAUGGUACCAAGAAUGUAGCUGAAAUUUAAUGAUGUCUUUUUCUUAAACUAAGCAGUCUUGUAGGUGAUGGGGGGGGGGGGGGGGAACUGCAGCAUGGUAAACUUUAGCUCAAAGGAAUAUGAAAAGCACUAGUUUUGUGAAAAAAAAACUGUUUCUUAGAAGUAGCAAUGGAAAUAAUUGUACCAAAGGACUUUUUUGUUCAAAACAGGGCACUUCUAUGCAUCUAUUUUUGUUCUUUAAGCGACUUAACUUAUAAUUGUACCUGUUAUACUGCUCUGGGGUCCAAGUUUAAAUGAAAAUGCAGCUAUAUAUCUCUUGGAAUCAAUUCUACUUUAAGUUAAUGUGAAAAUUGCAGAAAACUUUGAGCGCAAUUCUGUUCAGUCCCAGGGUGUCAAAGAAUCUUGUGACACUGCAUGGAUCUUGUGGGCACUUUACAAUUUGAAGUGGAGAUUUUAAGUGCUUUGUGUAGGUGUUUUCAAUUUUUUUUUAUAUAUUGAUGAGAUUUUCAUUAGCAUGUGAAGCCAUGCCUUUAUGGAGCUCCGUAUACUGACCUGACAAAGUGACUUGUCUACUUUGCUGCUGAUCCGAUCAUAACAAGGUGCAGGGUAACUAAAUCUAGGUAUUAAAAUUGUACAUCAAUGUAAUUUAUGAAUCAGGUCAGAUUUUAAUUCAUCUUGUAAUUAAAAUUAAUCCAAAGCACACAUUUUAUAUUGUUUACGGAAGAAUAUUGUAUCUUGUUUGUUUGCAUAUGUAAAUGCUAUAUUUGUAUGAACUUCAUGAGUAUCACCUCAUGGAGCAGGUGAUAAUUAAUUUUACCCAUGUUUUCUCAAUGUAAUCUCAAAUUUUAUCUACAAAAUUAGGUACAACAGCUAAUUCCUCCCUAAUUUUUAUGGAAUUAGCAUUAUAGUUCUAUGCAUAUUUGGAACUGCUUGAUGACUUUUUUUAAUCCAUGUUUAAAACAAAAUAUUUUUAGUUGCAAUGGAGCCAAUGACUUAAAUUUGAUAUCCCUACUGAAUUUGAGAUUACAUGAGGAAAAUGUAUUUGCCCUAAAGUUUGUUAUUGAAAUCUGUACAAAGUUUUGUAAAUUAAAGCUGUUAAUUUUUUCCUGUGUUUUAUAAAUUCAGCAUGAAAUGGAAAUGCUUAAUUUAAUCCCCAUAAUGUACAGUUACAGAUAAAAUAUGCAAUAUCUUUGAAAUACUGAAAUAACAAUUGGACUUUUAAAGUGCAUAAAUGUAUGUAGUUUAUAGCUUGUCAAAGCACUAUAUUUCCAAUAGGAAAAUAAGAUUUAAGAGUAAAAAUUGUUACAGUGAAAAUAAAGUUUAAUUUUGAGUUUUUUGGCUGAAUAGUUAAGCUCUGCUUUUGUACUACUGUGUCUGUUAAGUUAUAGAAACCUGGUACUUUUUAAUGUGGGCAUGUUUAUGUACUAAUGGUUGGUGAAAAAUGCUAUAAAAUUCUAUGUAUGCUGAAUUUCUUUACUAUUUAACAGGACCAAGGCAGCAUAUUUCAGCCUUAUUUUGUUCAAUGAUCCUUUAAUGGAGCAAAACAAAAUCUUGUAAUUUUGAACAAGAGAAACUCUACAGAUGCUGGGAAUUCCACCAGCAUUUUGUAUGUGUUUCUUAUUUUUUUUUAAAGUAUCUAUUACAUGAAACAAACAAAAUGUGUGCUUUUUGGAAUUUAUGGCUGCUCUUUAGGACAGUUUUAAUCUAGAGAUGGUUAUUUUAUUUAAUUUUUUUCAAUAACUUUAGUAUUGGGUAAAUUUUUAUUGUAUUUAUUUAAUUGUAUCAUUGUGCAAAGGGCAAAUAAAAUAUCUAAC
Mobula hypostoma (lesser devil ray) is the source of this 3261-nucleotide messenger RNA. RefSeq names its product glucosamine-phosphate N-acetyltransferase 1 (gene gnpnat1). NCBI's taxonomy places the organism in Eukaryota, Metazoa, Chordata, Chondrichthyes, Myliobatiformes, Myliobatidae. Gene Ontology annotation, biological process: UDP-N-acetylglucosamine biosynthetic process. Gene Ontology annotation, cellular component: endoplasmic reticulum; endoplasmic reticulum-Golgi intermediate compartment; Golgi apparatus. Bases 764 to 1318 code for a protein of 184 amino acids. The record is from RefSeq and is a predicted model, not a curated record. The transcript is spliced from 6 exons. Gene Ontology annotation, molecular function: monosaccharide binding; glucosamine 6-phosphate N-acetyltransferase activity.